This is a messenger RNA of Lineus longissimus, 2801 nucleotides long. Its product is annotated as equilibrative nucleoside transporter 4-like. The transcript has 7 exons. Gene Ontology annotation, molecular function: monoamine transmembrane transporter activity; nucleoside transmembrane transporter activity. Gene Ontology annotation, biological process: nucleoside transmembrane transport. The coding region runs from base 197 to 1624 and encodes 475 amino acids. Gene Ontology annotation, cellular component: plasma membrane. The record is from RefSeq and is a predicted model, not a curated record. NCBI's taxonomy places the organism in Eukaryota, Metazoa, Nemertea, Pilidiophora, Heteronemertea, Lineidae.
CUGGCGUAAUGGACUGUUGAAGGAGUGAGAUGGCGCAGGGAAUGGGACAUGGGACUCCACGACUGCAAACACCAGGUUUCAUCACCAUAAUCGAAAUUGAAAUCUAAUAUAUCUUCACAAAUGAAGCAUCGUGCCGGGUCAUUUUGGAUGUUCUCUUCAUCUUCAUGCAUCAUCCUCAUGACAUUAGUCUCAGUUGAUGAUGAAUCAGAAUGAGACCAUGCUUUCAUCAGAGGAUAGAGAUUCAGGCGCAUCAACCAUGAAUCAAAAUGGGGACAUAAACCGUGCAGAACCGAAAGACAAAUACAGCCUGGUGUUCUGCGCAAGUAUAAUGUGGGGGAUGUCAUUUUUAAUGCCAUGGACCAGUAUAACAAUGGCUGUUGAUUUCUUCCAAAUGACCUAUCCAGGAACGAGCAUAAUGUUUGCUAUAAGUAUCACGUAUGUGGCUGUAGUCUGGUUAGUGACGGCUCUUUCCAGCAUGACAGUCGAACUACUCAACCCGAGACUCAAGACCUUAUUUGGGUUUGUCGUAACUAUAGCUUGCCUGGCCUACCUCGCCAUCGCGGAGGCGUGGAUUCGACCCUUCUCGUUGGAAGUUUCAUAUUACUUGGUGCUGCUAUGUUGUCUGUUUGUGUCCUUUGGAGCAGCAACAAUGCAAUGUAAUAUCUAUGGUAUAGUCAGCAUGUUGCCGAUGAGAUAUACCAUGGGCAUCAUGGUCGGAGAAAGCUUGGCUGGAAUUAUCUCAGUAGCAACGAGAAUAUUUACAAAGGCGGUAAUCGAAAAUGUCCAAAUCAGCACUGUCAUUUUCUUCAGCAGUUCCCUUUUCGUUUCCGUAUUAUGCCUGCUUGCGUUCGAAUUUGCAAUGAAGUCAUCCUUUGUCACUUUUCACAUCGAACAGUGUCGAGUUACAGCAGAAAAGGGAGGAGGCAAGGUUGAUGAACUUGACCUGGAGACGACUAAAUCAAGUGAAUAUGGAUCCAUUGAGCAGGUCAAAGUUAAAAAAGGUGACCUCAUGAGUAGAGCUGCCCCACCAACGAAGGAACCGCUGAUGAUAAGAAUUAAAAAAGCCCUGGACAAUCGUGUGCACAUCGUGCGGAUUAUCUGGCCAUAUAUGCUGGUUUUCUGGCUCAACUAUGUCAUAACCUUGGGCGUCUUCCCCGGCCUCUCAUCAGAGGUCAUCAGCUGCAAAUUAGGGAGUUGGAUGCCCGUGAUUAUGCUGUCUCUCUAUUAUGUUUUUGAUGUUAUAGGCAAGGUUAUCACAAAAUGGCAAUACGACUGGCCAGGUUUUGCCCUUGUUCUGUGUGGGAGUGCCAGGGUCGUCCUGAUUCCUCUGUUCAUCCUGUGUGCCGCACCCAGACUCCACCCAGUGAUAGACGGAGUUGCUCUACCCUUCAUCCUCUCCUGUGUUAACGGAAUAACUAACGGAUACUUUGCAUGUGUUGUCAUCCUCCUCGCUCCAACCAAAGUCUCCGCCGAAAAAAGAGAACUUGUAGGGAACACGAUGGUAUUUGCGCUGACCACGGGCCUUGCAAUAGGCAGCGCAACAGCCUACGGAUACUUGGCCAUUCUCGGACCACUGACUCCGCUCAACAAUCCAUGCCUUCGGAACGUCACACCACCCCUCUGAGCAACAUUUCAAGGUUUUUGCUUAAAUUUGGCAUGUUAAACUACUGCAUCAAUUUUAUCCUCUAUGGCUGUACCGUACCUUUCUAUCGCGAAGAAGCAAAGAGGACGCUGUGCUGUCGAUAUACAAACUAAUGACUCGGAACUAAUUUCAAGGUCUCGGCCGUUCUAGUAGAUUGAUCGGCAACGCACCACGACAGUAACAUGCAGUAACAUGUCAUAGCCAGUUACCUUACAAUCGGCGCAAUAUCACUCGGACCAUUCGUUAUAAUCGGCGAUUUGGCCUUCACUACACAUGGCAAUUUUGGCUGAUUGAUAGGAACUUUCAUAAAAAAGUGAAUUGAGACCUUUAUGUUUAUUUAGAUUUUAUGGUAUCUAAUGAAUUUUAUCGCCGUGCUAUUUUUGGAUGCCGACGAAUUUGGGAAGAUUUAUCGCGGAAGUGGUCCUGCUGGGCAAGAUUUCUUUCUUUUUUUUCUAAACGACCUUUCAGAAGUUAUGAGCCAGAAUACAUCAGCCAGGUGAUCCUACACGUGUUGCAAGUGAUUUAAAGAUGUAUCAUCCUGCAUCCUGAAAUAAGGCUUUUUUGCUCCGCGAGAGGCGGUGUAUAUUGAAAACAACUGGUGCCAAGAUGAAGAUCUAUUGGUUGAUUAAGUUGCCAGAUGACUGCUCGGCACUGCAGAAACAUUUUUCCUCGUUGGUGUAAAACGUGGGGGAUGAGUUUAAAUGAAAUUUUAUGUAAUUUUAUGAGUAUAUAUCACUCGCUGGAAGCUUAGCCCUGCGGGAUACGUUUAUAGUAUUCAUGGUCGUGUUUACUGAUGUGAUUGAUGUCCGGGACCUAGACGUCUUACAUGGUGAGGGACGAUUUGUCUUUCAACUCUUGUAUAAAUUUGGUUGUUUUAAUAAGACUCGGCAAUCAUUAGCGUGUGCUUGAAAGAAAGAAAUAGGAGCCCGAAAUUGAUGAGUCCUUUGUUCGAAUCUUUAUGAUCAGGUCUAAGUUAGAAUAUGAAUCUUAAGCAUCUCAUAGUAGAAUUCAUACAUCAGUAAUUUAGCCAGUUUCAAGACUGAAGCACUUAUUGAUUUGUUGAAUUUCAUGGUUGUUUUCCUCAUCCUAAUAGCAGCAAAAAUGUUCGUCAAAUAUGCAAAUUGAUGAAAACCUGGGAUUGGCCAUGAUACUCUUGGCU